Molecule: messenger RNA, 528 nt
Organism: Staurois parvus
Lineage: Eukaryota; Metazoa; Chordata; Amphibia; Anura; Ranidae
Source: the annotation of a GenBank genome assembly
AUUCCUUGUGUGGGUGGUGAGGCUGCAGGUAUUUGGGGGGGUCUCGCAUUCCUCUGUGUGGGUGGUGCGGCUGCAGGUAUUUGUGCGGGUCCUGCAUUCCUCUGUGUGGGUGGUGUGGCGGCAGGUAUAUGUGCGGGUCCCGCAUUCCCCUGUGUGGGUGGUGUGGCUGCAGGUAUUUGUGCGGGCCCCUCAUUCCUCUGUGUGGGUGGUGAGGCUGCAGAUAUUUGUGCGGGUCCCCCAUUCCUCUGUGUGGGUGGUGUGGCGGCAGGUAUAUGUGCGGGUCCCGCAUUCCUCUGUGUGGGUGGUGUGGCUGCAGGUAUUUGUGCGGGUCCCGCAUUCCUCUGUGUGGGUGGUGUGGCUGCAGGUAUAUGUGCGGGUCCCGCAUUCCUCUGUGUGGGUGGUGUGGCUGCAGGUAUUUGUGCGGGCCCCCCAUUCCUCUGUGUGGGUUGUGUGGCUGCAGGUAUUUGUGCGGGCCCCCCAUUCCUCUGUGUGGGUUGUGUGGCUGCAGGUAUUUGUGCGGGCCCCUCA